Molecule: messenger RNA, 375 nt
Organism: Caenorhabditis bovis
Lineage: Eukaryota; Metazoa; Nematoda; Chromadorea; Rhabditida; Rhabditidae
Source: the annotation of a GenBank genome assembly
AUGGAAUCAAAUGGGUUUUCAGCGAAUAGUUGUAAUGGAGAAGCAUCAACAUCAUUAGUAGUUCCAAUUAAGGAUAUUAUCGACCAUCUGAAACUUGUAAAGGAUGAUAUUCAACCAGACGAAAGUGGAUUAGUAGCAAUGUCAAAAUCGAUUGAGUAUUUUAUACGUUAUAUUAUUCAACAUGGAAGUUUCAAUGGCGAUCCAAAUAGCGAAUACGAUUCGAUAGCGCGCACAAUCGCGUGGCUCAAUUCUGGAGUUCUUCGAGAGUUUUUCCCAUCGCGGACACCAUUUGCGGAAGUGAUAAAUCGUAUUGGAGAGGACGAAGAGCACAAUGAGCAAUUCGAUAUCGAUCAUCACCAACAGCAUAAUAUGUGA